Molecule: messenger RNA, 2518 nt
Organism: Cuculus canorus (common cuckoo)
Lineage: Eukaryota; Metazoa; Chordata; Aves; Cuculiformes; Cuculidae
Gene: EIPR1
Product: EARP complex and GARP complex interacting protein 1
Exons: 9
Coding region: 113-1276 (387 amino acids)
Biological process (GO): protein ubiquitination
Molecular function (GO): protein binding
Source: RefSeq, a predicted model, not a curated record
AAAGGCUCUCGCGCCUCGCGAGUGCGGAGCCGCGAGACCCGGAAGCGGCGAGGCUACGGGCAGCGCCGAGGGACAUAAAGGCUCCUGGGCGGCGCGUUCCUGAGGGUUCGCGAUGGAGGACGAUGCGCCGGUGAUUUACGGGCUGGAGUUCCAGGCACGAGCUUUAACGCCUCAGACAGCAGAAACGGAUGCAAUAAGAUUUUUGGUUGGAACACAGUCUCUUAGAUAUGAUAAUCAGAUUCACAUCAUAGAUUUUGAUGAUGAAAAUAACAUCAUAAACAAAAAUGUUCUCCUCCAUCAAGUGGGCGAAAUCUGGCACAUUAGUACCAGUCCUGCAGAUAAAGGUGUACUAGCAACGUGCUACAAUAAAACUUCAGACAGUAAAGUCGUGACAUGUGCUGCUGUUUGGAGGAUGCCGAAGGAAUUGGAAUCAGGCAGUCAUGAAUCCCCUGAUGAUUCAUCAAGCAACACUCAAACCCUGGAGCUACUCUGUCACCUUGACAACACAGCCCAUGGCAAUAUGGCCUGUGUCAUGUGGGAACCGAUGGGAGAUGGUAAAAAGAUUAUUUCGCUGGCUGAUAAUAACAUAUUAUUGUGGGAUUUGCAGGAAAGUUCAUCCAAAGCUGUGCUCUCUAGUUCAACAGCCUUGGAAGGGAAAGGACAAUUAAAAUUUACUUCUGGAAGAUGGAGUCCCCACCACAACUGCACACAGAUUGCAACAGCCAAUGACACCACUGUUCGAGGAUGGGAUACACGAAGUAUGAGACAGAUAUAUUGCAUUGAAAAUGCACACGGACAGCUGGUACGAGACCUAGACUUUAAUCCCAAUAAACAGUACUACCUGGCUAGCUGUGGAGAUGACUGCAAGGUGAAAUUCUGGGACACAAGAAAUGUCGCCGAACCAGUGAAGACGCUAGAGGAGCAUUCCCACUGGGUCUGGAAUGUCAGGUACAAUCAUUCCCAUGAUCAACUGAUCCUUACAGGAAGCAGUGAUAGCAGAGUUAUCCUGUCUAAUAUGGUAUCCAUUUCUUCUGAACCCUUUGGACACAUGGUAGAUGAUGAUGAACUAAGUGACCAAGAGGACCAGCAUCAAGAAGAGAAGAUUAAAGAACCCCUUCAGGACAGUGUAAUAGCUACCUACGAAGAGCAUGAAGAUAGCGUCUAUGCGGUCGAAUGGUCUUCAGCAGACCCGUGGCUAUUUGCCUCUUUAAGUUACGAUGGAAGACUUGUUAUUAACAGGGUUCCCAGAGCUCUGAAGUAUCACAUACUGUUAUAAUUUGUUUAGUUUAUGGUGGAGUUGUUAUAUUGAUGUACACAAUUGGUAGGUAUUGUUUAGGGUUUUGGUGUUUUUUUUCAGGAUCUGUUUUUUUUAAGUAUAAAUGUUAAAUUUGGUUAAGAAUAUCUCUACUAAUAGAGACACUUUUAAUUUGUCUUUUAUAUUUGCCUUGGAAGACUAUGAUGCACUUUCUGAAGGCCAAACUAGUUCGAAUUUUUUUUGUUUGAGGGGCUCAUCACUUUGUGAGUGAUAAAUUUUCUGGAGAUACUGGAUACUUCCCAUGCUAUUGCUUUAUUCCUUCAGCUUUAUGCAGAUGUAGUGGAUUACAGAGGUGGUGUUACACUGAGAUGAAACUGGGAUAACGGAGGGUGCAUGAAGCAGAAGCGAUCUCGUUUACAAGAAUAUCUUCCUUCAGAUAGAAGCAGCCUUCUGCUCUAAGCUAGGGCGGCGUUGUAACUCUUCUGGUCAUUAUUCAGUGUUUAUAGCUGCAGUUUGGGGUAGUAUUAAAAGGCUUUCUUAAUUCAGUCUGAUAUUUUAAAGACUUUCUCUCUCAUUUUGCAUAUCCUAAGAGGAAACGUUAAUCCUGAAGGCGAAACCUUGAAAAUACAUUUUUCAUUUAAGCCUUAUGUAUAUCAACAAAGGACCAUCCUGGAAUUUGCAAACGAAAUGCGAUUUUGAGCUAUGUGUUGUUAUUGGAAACGAUAUUAGUCUCUACCAAAAUCUCUUAUAUUCUCAUGUAAUGUAUUAUCCCAUGUUUAUAGAACUUAGUUGUGCUGUCGUGCAUUUUGAGGGACUCUGGAGCUAUGCCGUAGUUAAUUAAUGCCAAUCUUAAAGAUUUGUAAGUAGUCUGCCUUCCUUAUCAUUUUGGCUCUGUGCCAUUCUGCAGCACGCUGACGUGACGUAGCAGGCUUUCCACUACGCCCAAAGCAUCCUUUGCAGUGUCCUGUUCUUUGCAGCGCCUGACCUAGGCACUGGCGACUCUCUUAUUGCAAACACCGAGGCUGCAGGAGGACACACAGAUGGAAAGGGCCUGGUGAAACAUCUGUACGUACCGACAACCCCCUCCCCUCGCGUAGCUUGUGUUAAGAUGCAAAUUGCGCUGCCCGAUCUUUGUGUGCUCAGACUCACCGCGGCAGGAAUUACUCCCUGUUGCCUUUUCUUCGCUAUUAUUUCCCAUUAACUUCAGAACCUGGAUCUGCACGAUGGUGUCGGUUUUGGUAGCGAUGCGUAAGACCACUUGGU